UGCAGCGCGCCCGGGCAUCCGUCCCGUUAAUCCCGGCGGCGGCGGCGGAGGAGGAGGAAGAGGGAGGUCCCGCUGCAAAAGCGCGGCUCGCUCCUCCCGGCGUCCAAGCCUUGCAAAGAUGCCGCUGCACGGGCGGGCUAACCGGUUGCUUCCCCCCGCGCCGCUUUGCACCGACCGGAGCUGAGCGAGCGAUGUUCCCGGCGCCGCCGCCGCCGCCGCCGCCGCCGCCCCCGGUCGGCCGGUCCUCCAGCCCACCGCCGCCUCCUCCGCCUCCUCCUCCUCCUCCUCCGCCGUCCGAUGCUCCGGCCAGCGAGGCGGACUUGGCCGGCUGCAGCAAGGAGGAGCUGGUGCGCCGCUUGCGCCGGGAGGAGGCCGAGAAGCUGGCGGCGCUGGUGCAACGCGGCCGGCUGAUCCAGGGCGUGAACCGGCAGCUGCAGGAGCACCUGCGCGAGAUCCGCGAGCUGAAAGCCGUCAACGGGCGGCUGCAGGCGGAGAACCGCGAGCUGCGCGACCUCUGUUGCUUCCUGGACGAGGACCGGCUGAAAGCCAAGCGCCUGGCCCGGCACUGGCAGCUCUUCGGGCACCACGCAGCGCAAGUCCUGCGCGACGAGGUGGCCGGCUGCCUGCGCAAGCUGGCCGGCUUGGAAGGGCUGCAGGAGCGGCUGGCGCAGGACAACCUGGAGCUGAAGGAGCUCUGCUUGGCGCUGGAGGAUUGCGCCGCCGCCGCUGCCACCGCCGCCGCCGCCGCCGCCCGACCCGAUGCCAGCCCCAGCCCGGGCGGAGGCUCGUCGGAGCUCAGCCUGCCUUGCGGACCCCGCGAUCUGGGCGACGGCAGCUCCAGCACGGGCAGCGUGGGCAGCCCCGACCAGCCGCACCCCGCUUGCUCGCCCGACGAGUGAGGAGGAGGAGGAGGAGGAGGAUGCUGCACCGGACGGAUGGCAGCCUGGAGCGUGGGAACCCCGCGGAGAGGAAGAAGGGAGGCAGGGAAAGGAUGGAAGGCAGGCAGGAAGGCGAGGCAAGCCAACCCCCGCUUUCCCUGUAUUUAACCAGGAUCCCAAGGCUGGGCUGGCCAGAGUUGCAGCACAAACGCAGCCAGCUUCUGGAUCACACAGGACUCCGCAGCGGGGAUUUUAAAUUUAGAAGGCUUGU
Notechis scutatus (mainland tiger snake) is the source of this 1149-nucleotide messenger RNA. The record is from RefSeq and is a predicted model, not a curated record. Lineage: Eukaryota; Metazoa; Chordata; Lepidosauria; Squamata; Elapidae.